Messenger RNA from Durotheca rogersii, 324 nucleotides. RefSeq lists its product as uncharacterized. Bases 1 to 324 code for a protein of 107 amino acids. The transcript has 2 exons. Lineage: Eukaryota; Fungi; Ascomycota; Sordariomycetes; Xylariales; Xylariaceae. The record is from RefSeq and is a predicted model, not a curated record.
AUGGUUCGCAUUACCUCCCUCGCGACUCUCGCCCUCUCCACGCUUUCCCUGGCCUUGACCCCGGACCCGGCGGGUGAGAAGAACGUGGGCAACGGGCAGGGGGUCCAGUUCAUCGGGGGCCAGUGCCUGAGCUCGGCGGACUGCGCGUCGACGUGCUGCGCCGUGGUGACGGGCGAGAGCUUCGGCGUGUGCUCCGGCCUCGGCGCCCAGUUCCAGGCCGGCAAGGCCGGCUGCGGCUUCGGCGACGCCGCAUCCCCCGUCAGCGGCACAGCCGCCCCGUCCGCCUCGUCGAGCGCCGCCCCCAGGAACGGUACGGCGGUUUAA